UUAAACCUAAUUGUUAGAAAAGUAAAUGGACGGCAAACAUUGGCGUUUGUUGAUUUUUUCGAUAAGGGCUGUAAUGUUUCUGAGCUAAUGGUCCGGGGCAUUCCGGUCAGCUGUACAUAAAAGAAGCGAGCCGAGGGGCCGCAAGACCCCCAGCUGUGCCACGAGACAGCGAGUCCCAGAAGACGAAAGCAGCCUCCAGAACACUUCACUUUCCGAAAUCCACAGGUAUAUCUCCCCGAACAUGGAUACUUCCCGGUUGUCUCUUCUUCUCUUUGUCAUACUUGGCCUCGCCCUGGUAAACAGUCAAGAAGAUGACAGUAGGGUGGUUCCUGUAGAAAUGGAGGGAUUCAGACCUGUGGAGAGGCGAUACGCUGAGUCUACCAUUGCCAGUGACAUCAGUAAGAUUGUUGAUUCCAUGGCUCAGAAGAAUUUUGUCAAUUUCCUUCUGAACAGAAAAGAAAAGAAGAGCAAACGCACCUUGACUCCAGACCAGAUUGACUCCCAUUCUCUGUUGACUGACCUGAUCAGACAGGACUUCGUGGAAUGGAUUUUCACCAAAAUCAUCCAAGACAGGGCUGACUGACAAACAAUCCAAAAGGGAAAUUAAAAAAAAAACCUAAAGAAACCAAAAUGUUAUACAUGUUCU
Molecule: messenger RNA, 646 nt
Organism: Erpetoichthys calabaricus (reedfish)
Lineage: Eukaryota; Metazoa; Chordata; Cladistia; Polypteriformes; Polypteridae
Gene: gip
Product: gastric inhibitory polypeptide
Exons: 5
Coding region: 242-583 (113 amino acids)
Biological process (GO): regulation of fatty acid biosynthetic process; regulation of insulin secretion; response to glucose
Cellular component (GO): extracellular region
Molecular function (GO): hormone activity; glucagon receptor binding
Source: RefSeq, a predicted model, not a curated record